Fusarium keratoplasticum is the source of this 2226-nucleotide messenger RNA. RefSeq lists its product as uncharacterized. Bases 1 to 2226 code for a protein of 741 amino acids. The record is from RefSeq and is a predicted model, not a curated record. The transcript has a single exon. NCBI's taxonomy places the organism in Eukaryota, Fungi, Ascomycota, Sordariomycetes, Hypocreales, Nectriaceae.
AUGUCUACUAUUCCCAACAUUGAUGAGGACGCCAGAAGAUGGCAGUCACUUACCAUCGACCAGAACCUGUGCACGUUCUGCCAGACGAUAGACUUCGAAAAGGCGGUCAACCUGUUUGAGCACUCUUCCGCCUCAAGGGACCCAAAGACCUACGAUGAUGACUACCAGUUUAUGGCUCAUUUUGGUAUCCGCAGCGUGCUCAUUGCCAAUCUCGGCGAUAGCUUCAAAGGCAAGCCUCAUGGUCCUUGCAGGAUGUGCAAAAUCAUGUGGGAAAACAAGCAGCAACUGAUAUCCCGGCUGGGCGAGCUGAACGAGACCCUCAAGAUGACAGGCAAUGACUCCCUUUGGGCUUUACCCUUCUCCGCGAAGCUCUUUGGCCCUCAUUCGAUUCAAACCUCGACUAUCCCCUGCAAACUUGGACUUGAAGCCGACUUUUCUGUCUUCAUGGUGGUUCCGGAGCCUUACACUCCCGAGGACUUCAGUGGCCGAGAUAAGAGAGCCCAAAUGCUAUCUCUAAACAGAGACAAUAACAUGCCCGUUCUCACGGUUCGCGACAACAGACGAGAUGGGUCAUUACUAUACAUGCCCAAGCUACUACCUCCCAUUUUCGACCCUCAGUUGGCAUCCGGGUGGCUACAGAAGUGCAGGGUGCAUCACGAGGGAUCUUGCCGUCUACCGCCAAACGUCAACACCGAGAUCAUUCUGAUCGACUGCACCAACUGCGAGAUCAAGACGCUGGAUAUGUCGUAUCCGUACAUAGCACUGAGCUACGUAUGGGGAGACGUGGUUCCAACACCCUUGAUCAACGGCGUCCAGGUACCGCCCACCACCUCAGCAGUCAUCCUCGAUGCCAUCCAAGUGACAAAGGCUCUCGGGUUUCACUAUCUCUGGGUGGACCAGUACUGCAUUAACCAGACCGACCUGGUCGUCAAGAUGAGGCAAAUCAACCAGAUGGACCAGGUCUUUGGUCAGGCUGAGCUGACCAUCGUGGCUGCGUGCGGCGACAGUGCCGCCUACGGGCUGCCUGGAGUAUCUCACCGACGAGCCAGAGAGCAGUUUCAGCGCCCCGUCAAGCAGGGGAGCUACCAAGUUGUCGAGCUAGGACCUGAUGCAUUGUCAGACACGGCGAGUGCCGAAUGGAGCACCCGCGGAUGGACGUUUCAGGAAGCCUGGCUUUCCAGGAGACUCUUAGUCUUCACAGACAAGCAGUGUUACUUUGAGUGCGAGGCCAUCGCCUGCGCCGAGAGUCUAGAGUAUGGCGAACGUAUCUGGGAACUUGACGAUAGACCCCGAAACUUUAGGCAUCUCGAGUUUGGGCCGUUUUCUCGCUUCGACGAGUCGAUGAGCCUCCUCUGGCCGUCUGCUCAUGUCGAUGAGAUUCGGACUCUACUGCACAGAUUCAGCAUGCGGCAGGUCAGGUUCGAUCAAGACUCUCUCAACGCCGUGGUCGGUGUACUCAACUCUUCUCAAAGAAUGCAUCUAGAAACCGACUACAGGGGAGCGGGAGGAUCAGUUCUCUUCACAUCUGCCAUGGGAAUCCCCCUACUCGUCGGCGAUCAUUACGGUCAAUCUGUGCUACAACAAACACUCGUGACAGGAAUGUCGUGGGUACAUGUUGCAUCCGGCAGAGGACGCAUCCUGCAAGGUGCAGUUCCCCGCCGAAGGACUACAUACCCGUCUUGGACCUGGGCAGGGUGGGAGGGAAUCGUUGAGACACUAUGGGUCUGGAUGCAUACCAUCGACUUUGACUCGGCCAUGGAAAAUACACACGUAACGGUUCUUCGCAAUGGGAGUACAGCGCGGGUUUCCAUCUCCGAGGUCAACCCCACCACUCAAGCAACAACUCUGUGCUUUGACGCCCUACAGGUACCCCAUGACUGGCUGACCUUUAAUACUGGCCUAAGAGAGUGGCGGCUGCGUGGACUUUCGAUUUUACUAUAUGAGACAGAGCCUAUCGUGCCUACAGAUCUCCUCACGGAUCUACAGAGUGGCCACCACAGCCUUUCGCUGGUGGGAUACUCGAGCGAGGAAUGGAAGUGUCUAGUAUGGAUCCUACGCAGGACUGCCUCAGCCUGGACAAGAGCUGGGAUGCUCUACCUCACAUCUGGAGAUCCUCUCGGCUCAGAUUCCAACUCUAUAGACCAUGCUAGUCGUUGGAAGACUUUUACCGAUUUCAUGAGCAACUUCAUAGAAACUACAUCUAAGGUUUCUUGGGAGGUGGAAUGA